This is a messenger RNA of Pyricularia grisea, 588 nucleotides long. RefSeq lists its product as uncharacterized. The record is from RefSeq and is a predicted model, not a curated record. The transcript is spliced from 2 exons. NCBI's taxonomy places the organism in Eukaryota, Fungi, Ascomycota, Sordariomycetes, Magnaporthales, Pyriculariaceae. The coding region runs from base 1 to 588 and encodes 195 amino acids.
AUGUUACUUGAAGAAGAUCCAGCAACGCUCAUCCGAGCAACCGUGCAAAACUUCGCCGUUGCGCCCGACAAGGCCGCCCUCAAACGUCUCCAGGACUCGACAGCGGUACUGAACCAGGCCAGAGAGCUGCGCCUCCGUGAAGCCGAGUCAUCCCUAAAGAAACUCUCACGGCAGCUCAAUACGGUCCAGUCUCAGUACGAGGAGCUCACAUCUCAACACUCGUCCGCCGCGCACGCUUCGGAGAUGGCGCGUCUCGAUACGCAAAAGUUCCGCACCGCCAAGGCCGCAUCAGACCUCGAGGUCGAGACGGAGAGGCUCUCUUCCCAGGCUGCGGAUCUCGCGGCGCGCUUGCAAGAAUUGGAGCUGCAGGGCGUCGAGGGUGAGCCGAGCGCGGCUGACCCGGUUGAGGACGAGGUGCUACUGAGGCUCAAGGUGUACAGGAGUCUCGGCAUAGAACUGGAGCGCGAGGGUGAGGAAUGGAGUCGUGCCGUUAUUCGAAAUGACCGCAAAGGUGACGUUCAUGUGGUCAACAUGGACAAGAAGUUUUCGAGAUUCUUCUACGCCAACUACUUUUGGAGCACUCUUUGA